AUGUCUUUCUCAGAUUUCUCAAAAGCUGAAUCAAUUGCUUCCUUAAACAGCUUCUUAGCUGAUAAAUCAUACAUCCAAGGUACUUCUGCCACCCAAGCUGAUGUCUCCGUUUACAAAGCUUUCCAAAAAGAAUACCCAGCUUUAACUAGAUGGUUAAACCACAUUGCUUCAUUCACUGAAGAAUUUGAACAAUUACCAGCUGGUGAAGUUCCAGCUUCAAAAGAAGCCCCAGCUGCUGCUGAUGAUGAAGACGAUGUCGAUUUAUUCGGUUCCGAUGAUGAUGAAGUUGAUGAAGAAGCUGAAAAAUUAAAACAACAAAGAUUAGCUGAUUAUGCUGCCAAAAAAGCUGCUAAAGGUCCUAAACCAGCUGCUAAAUCUAUGGUUUCAUUAGAUGUUAAACCAUGGGAUGAUGAAACCGAUUUAGAACAAAUGCUUGCCAACGUUAAAUCUAUCGAAGUUGAUGGUUUAGUUUGGGGUGCUCACCAAUGGGUCCCAGUUGGUUUCGGUAUUAAAAAAUUACAAAUCAACUUGGUUAUUGAAGAUGAUAAAGUUUCCUUAACUGAUUUACAAGCUUCCAUUGAAGAAGAUGAAGACCAUGUCCAAUCUACUGAUGUUGUUGCUAUGUCAAAAAUCUAA
This is a messenger RNA of Hansenula anomala, 636 nucleotides long. It is a transcript of the gene EFB1, whose product is annotated as translation elongation factor 1 subunit beta. The record is from RefSeq and is a predicted model, not a curated record. The transcript is spliced from 2 exons. Gene Ontology annotation, biological process: translational elongation. Gene Ontology annotation, molecular function: guanyl-nucleotide exchange factor activity; translation elongation factor activity. NCBI's taxonomy places the organism in Eukaryota, Fungi, Ascomycota, Saccharomycetes, Phaffomycetales, Wickerhamomycetaceae. Gene Ontology annotation, cellular component: cytosol; eukaryotic translation elongation factor 1 complex. The coding region runs from base 1 to 636 and encodes 211 amino acids.